Messenger RNA from Plectropomus leopardus (leopard coralgrouper), 2770 nucleotides. NCBI's taxonomy places the organism in Eukaryota, Metazoa, Chordata, Actinopteri, Perciformes, Serranidae. The record is from RefSeq and is a predicted model, not a curated record.
ACUCGGAUGUUUAUGUCUCGCUGUUACGGUCUGUCUCCAUGCCAGUGAGAGCUGAUUUUCACUGCUCGCUUUUUCGGAAAACUACUACAAUUUAAGGCUGAAAUGUGAUUGUAAACUACAGUGGAAAGUUGUUUCCCACCGCAGGACACAUGGACCGACCAGAGGAGGAGCUGGAGCGGAUCGCCACAUGGCUCAGUGAGGAGGGACUCGCUGCUGACUGCCCGAAGGAGGCUCAGCUGUGUCUGCUAUGGAGUGCCCUCCAGCGCACAAGAAGCCGUCUGAAGAGUGUGACAUGGGACCUGGACACCCAGCGCUCACAACACUGUGCAGAGAUGGCCGAGGUCCGCAAGUCCCUGGAACAGAUCCGAAUCUUUACAGAGCACAAAGAUGUUUUGGCUCAGGAGAUACAAGACGAAAACGAUCAGCUCAAGGACCAGCUGCGACGCCUAAUAUCCCUUCAAGACGCCCAGAUAAGCGAGGUGGCUAAGAUGCUCUACCAGCAGGGUCUGACAGAGCUGAUUCACAGCAGCCCCAGUGAGCAGGUGGCCUACCUCCUGGUGGAGAGAGCUUCCUUACUGGAGACAAGUGAGGGUCUUAACAGUCUGACGGCCGAUGGAAACACAGCCAGCCCACAGGGGACUGAAGGCCAGACGCUGAAGAGCGUUGCACACCAGUCUUCCCACAAGGGGGCACUACGUCACAGCCAGAGCCCAUGGAGGAGACUCUUCGGACUCCACAAAGCAUCACAGAGCAAACACGCUUUUAUUCCUGGCACUUUGCAUGGCAGAAGAAAUUCAAGAUACCACACCACUGAUGCAUCUUGAUCCAGUGCACUUCUCCAGGCUGAAGCCAGGCACUUGGCUGGCCAGGCAAGCAGCGUGGAGAGGGAAUGUUACCGUCUGGAGCGGGACCUGGAGGAGGGCUCCCGCCGGCUGGCCAUGGCCCACAAUGAGAUCCGACGUUUGACUGAUGAGUUGGAGUCUGCCCAUUUGACUCAAAGAACUUAUGAGCCUGAGCUGCAGGCAGCACAGCAGGAGGUCGAGCAGCUGAGACAGGAAGUACAAAAACUGAAGAAAUAUGAAAUGGUGGAGUUGCGAAAGGCCAAAGAGCUGAACGAUCGUCUGGACCUUGAGAUCAGAGCGUUGAGGAACAGAGUUCGCACCCUGGAUGCUGAGAAGAGCUCUCUGCAACAGACGGUGAUGCCUCUGAAGGAGCAAGUGGAGCAGCUGGAGUCAGCCCUGCAGGAGCAGCAGCGGCUCCUCACUGUGCAGGUUCAGGCUGACAGGGCCACAGAGCUGGCUGAAAGGGAGGUGGAGCGGCUGGAGUCAGCCCUGCAGGAGCUGCAGCAGCAGACUGAGCAGGUUCAGGCCAACCAGGUCAACAAGUUAGCUAAAUCACAGGCAGCAGAGCUAGCACAGAGCAACCAGAUGUGCAGACUUCUACAAGAGGAGCUAACUGCCCAGACAAAACGCCUUUUGGAAAAGGAGGAAACUGUGUUGUCUCUGCAGAGGGAGGUGGAGCGGCUUGAGUCAGCCCUGCAGGAGCAGCAGCAGCAGCUCCUCACUGUGCAGGUUCAGGCUGAUCAGGCUAAUGAGUUAGCUAAAUCCCAAGCAACUGAAUUGAUUCAAAGCAAUGAGAUCUGCAGAGAUUUACAAAAUAGGCUCAGCGCUCAGUCCAAAUGCCUUCUGGAGAGUGAGUCAGAAGUACAUUCCCUGAAGCAGCAGCUAGACACUUCCCAUAAUGACCUGGAUAACCUUAUAGCCACCAUUUGCACCAACAAAAAUCUUCAGGAUCAAAAUCUGUGGAAGCAAAAAGAAGCAGAUUUGCAGCAUUAUGAGAACACUCUCUGUCAGCUGAAAGAUGAAAAAGAGCUACAAACACAGCUGCAGGUGCUGCAGAACAAGGAGAACACACUGUGUAAGGAGUGUCCUGAUUAUCAAGAAGCAGUAAAGACUCUGUUGGCCACCCAAGAUGAGUGCGAGACUCUCAAGAAAGAGAUCUGUGAAACCCUUAAAUCUCUCGACAAAGAGCGGAGUAAAUACCAUGAAAUGAAGGAAAAGACCAAGGCAAAACUGUGUCGAGUCAAACAGAAAUGCGACGAUGAAACUACAUGGCGUGACGAGAAGAUCAAAAUUCUCGAGCGAGAACUGUCCUUGUGUUCCCACUCAGUCACACAGGAAAAAGAGAUUACCUUAAGUAUUACUGUAGAAAAUGAGAAACUACUCGUUGAGAGGAGAAGGCUACUACAACAGCUGGAUGAGGAGGAGCAGAACAGGAAAGCCAGUAAUCUAACAGCUUCUUUAUCCAAAUUCAGGGUGGAUUUUCUAGAAAUGGAAAACAAGAAACUCGGAAACAAAAUACUCCACAUGUCCAAUCAGCUCGCUGUCGUGGAGCGCAGCCUGCAAAACAUGCAGUCAGUCCACUUCACUGAGGACCUGAAGAAAACAUCCAAUCUCAUGCAGGUGUUUAAAUCACUUCCUAUGCAAACUUCAAGUGUGAUGGUGCCUGAGCCGACUGAGGUUCAGGGCUUUUUGGAGAAUACUCAGAGCGAGCAGACAGACGUGACUUCGCCCCCUCGCUGUUUGAUGUCUCGAUCAGCAGAGAUGGGUUACCUGAAUCUGACCUCAGCUCAAAGACACUCGGACCACUCGGCGCCCUCGGCCGCCCUCAGCAGCUCAGACAGCACGUGUUCCUGAGACUUUCUAUAUGCGAUGUGAAUAUACUGUACAGAAAUGGUUUUAUUUGCAAGUAAAUUAAAUUAAUAAAGAAA